GGCAUCUGAUAGGAAAAAAAGCUUCAGUCGACUGAAGAUGGAUGCUAAGUCGAUAGCUGUAAUCUGCAUCGUAGUCGGCUGUUUAGUUGUUGUUUAUCCGAAGAUUUUCCAUCCCAUGAUCAAACGGGCCCUUGGGUUUGGCGAGAAAACCAACGCUGACAAGUUGGAUAAAAAUGGAAUGCCACAUGCGCCAAAAAUGAGGCCGGGGCCAAUGAGUGACAGGCAUAUGAUGGGUGGAACCCCCCACCCAGGCAUGCGGGCAGCAGCAGAGAUGCGUAAACAAGCCAUGGAGACACAGGGCUCUGGGAGAGGAGGCAUGGUCACCAUGAUGUUGCCUGUGUACACCAUUGGCAUUGUGAUAUAUCUCAUCUAUACACUUUGUAAGAUAUUCAAUAAAGACGACAGCAAGAGUGGUGGAAGAAAGAACAACGUGUGGUACACGGAUAAAUUGAAGAGUUUUACUGAGGAGGAUAGUGAUGAAGUUGGAGAUGAGGAUUAUGCGGAGUACAUACGUAAAAAGAAGAGACAGAGAGAGCUUGAUAUUAUGCUAAACAAGGCAGAUGAAAGAAAGAUAUCGGACUAUGAGAUGCUUCAGCUGCAGGAGAAGCUACUGGAAACCGAAGCUCAGAUGCAGAGAAUAGUUGAUGCAAUGAAGCAGGUGCAGGGUAAAAUGACCACUGUGGGAAGUGAGACUGUAGCACAGAUGAGUCAAGGUGCAGGAGACAGUGGAUCAACAGAGCACUUGUCCAAAAACCAAGAAACUGACGUGUGUGAGCCAAUGGCUGAUAAACUGGAACAAAAAGAGGAAAAUGCAUUGGAUCAAAUUUCAGCUCAGGGAGCUUCGUUUGAUCGGGAAGAAGAAGAUGAACUGAGCUUUGCAGAUAUGUCCCAUGACAGGACAAACUUUAGUGAGGAGCUGGGAAUUGAGGACAGUCUGACAGAGUCUGAUUCUGAGUCAGAGGAUACAGAGGCAGAACAGGACAAUAAUGAAACCUACAGGAAACACCAGCAGAGUGAUGAGAAUGAGGAAAAUGAAGUUGAAGAAAUACUCUUGCCAGAAAACAAAAGUGAUGACGCCAGGUGUGAUGGUGAGAGUGACGGCUUGCACCAUCUUAGAAAACGCCAGGCAAGAGACUUGCAUGCAGCAGAAGAUUAAGUUUUAAGAACGGCAGCUUUACAGUGCACCUAGCAGAUAUCAUGUUAGGUCUCAUACUGAUGAUUUUAUGAAUUAUUCACAUACUUUAGAAAUGGAAAGGUGCAUAGUUCCUUUAUUUAAUGAAAUUUAAUUGUGUGUGUGUAUUAUACAGUGCACCAACAUCAGUUUUUUGCUACUUUACUUAAGAAUGCAAUUUUUUGGUCAGAAAUAUUUUUGUCAUCUUCUUUUAAGUGGUACAUUUUUAUAACAAUUUGGAUGAAAGAUUGAGAUAGCUGGUAUUUAACACAAUUAUUUCUUCUAUGAGUAAAAUAGGUUGUUAUCGUUUCAGUCAUAAUGAAGGCACUGUAGUGUGCAUUACUCAGCUUUAGCUGAUGAGACUAAAAUGGCUCUUUUUCUAAAGGCAACAUGGUAUUUCUUUGGUAUUUGACUUUCAUAUUUUGAUUUACAAACAAACUGAAUCAUGAAGAACUUUGUCAUGUUACAUAAAAUAACAAGAUGAAAUGCCAACUAGUGAAUACAUACAGACUGCAAACAUAUUUGCAAUAAGAGAUUGAUUAAAUCAAGUUCAAAAUGUUCAAAAUGUGAGGAAAAAAACCAGUGUGAAGUUUUAUGUGGUUACAUUUUUGUCCCAUUUAUUGUUUGUUUAGUGUGUAGUGAAAGGAAUCUCAUCAUGAAUUGAAUUUUUAUACCAUGUGAUAAAUAGUCUUGUUAUGUCUGCAGACAGUUGAACAUUAUUUUGUAAUUAAUGAGGCUUUUUACAUCUCAUUAUUUGGUGGGAGUGAUUUAUCCAUAGUUAUUAGUACCACCAGCGUG
Molecule: messenger RNA, 1969 nt
Organism: Lingula anatina
Lineage: Eukaryota; Metazoa; Brachiopoda; Lingulata; Lingulida; Lingulidae
Biological process (GO): protein localization to cell surface; synaptic transmission, cholinergic
Cellular component (GO): intracellular membrane-bounded organelle; neuronal cell body; neuron projection
Source: RefSeq, a predicted model, not a curated record